ACUAUUUUUUAGUCUUCUUAUGCAAAUGCAUGGAGAUGAAUAUUUUGCACCAACAUAAUGCAUAAGGCUCAUGUAUAUGUCUUGCUUUAUCUGCCUGUGGCGCCGCCAGCCUCCAUGUUGCUGAACAAAAUGCUGACUCCUUGAUGAGGGUCAGAAAAUGAACGCCUCCUCCUGCUGUGGUCCGCCAGUCACCAUGUAUCAGCAGAGUGCCGGAUUUGACCUCAAUGCCAGCUGUGACUGGCUGGCUCCUCACUGUAACUGGACAUCAGUGGACACAGCGCUGCAGCUGCCUACCUUUUCUACAGCAGCCAAAGUCAGGGUGAUUAUUACCUUCAUCCUGUGUGGCAUUUCCACUUUCUGCAAUUUGGCUGUGCUGUGGGCAGCCAAUGGCCACAAGCGCAAAUCCCACGUCAGGGUGCUGAUAAUCAACUUGACUGUAGCCGAUCUCUUGGUUACCUUCAUCGUGAUGCCCAUGGAUGCCGUGUGGAACAUCACAGUUCAGUGGCUGGCUGGCGACCUGGCUUGCAGAUUUCUGAUGUUCCUAAAACUACAGGCCAUGUACUCCUGUGCCUUUGUCACAGUGGUGAUUAGUCUGGACAGACAGUCAGCUAUCCUCAAUCCUCUGGCCAUUAGUAUGGCCCGGAAAAGGAACAGGGUCAUGCUGAUGGUGGCGUGGACUAUGAGCACCUUGUUCUCAAUCCCUCAGAUGUUCAUUUUCCAUAACGUGACCAUCACAUAUCCAGCCAACUUUACUCAGUGCACCACAAGGGGGAGCUUUGUCACUCACUGGCAGGAAACUGCCUACAACAUGUUUACCUUCUCCUGCCUCUUCCUGCUGCCACUGGUCAUAAUGAUCGUCUGCUACACCAGGAUCUUCAUCCAGAUCUCCAAACGGAUGACAAAAAAGAGCUUGUCUUCUAAUGAGCUACAUCUGCGCUGUUCAAAGAACAACAUCCCCAAAGCACGAAUGAGAACUCUGAAAAUGAGCAUCGUCAUAGUGAUCUGCUUCAUAGUCUGCUGGACUCCGUACUACCUGUUGGGUUUGUGGUACUGGUUCUUCCCAGAUGACUUGGAGGGAAAAGUCUCUCACUCCCUCACCCACAUCCUGUUCAUCUUUGGUCUUUUCAACGCCUGCCUGGAUCCGAUCAUCUAUGGGCUGUUCACCAUACGCUUCCGCAAGGGGCUGAGGAGCUGCUACAGUAAAGCCACGGUGACGUCAGACAAGGAGAGUAACGCAGUGAUGACAGAGUCUUUGAAGUGUACUGCUGCUGUGUUGCCUUCUAAAAGAGGAAUGACCACUGGUGUAAAAGACAUCAACUGUGAACAGGCUGAGCCAAGAUCCACAGAUGACAGGUGUCUGACUGUUUUCAGUCAAAGAGAAGCAGGACAACCUUGCCACAAUAGUGCUGAGAGCACAAUAUGAUGAUGAGAAAAAACAGAGUACAACCAGGAACUUUAUACUAUUUAACGGACUGGUUCCAUUAUUUCACCGUUUUCAGUGUUAUCUGUCUAUCUGUACAACAUCUAACGUGCAUGUGUAGAGUAAGUCUGAAAACAUAGAAUAUCCAUCACUAAUGUCUCAUGUAGAGACAAACACAUUAGUCAACAUUAGUCUACUUAGCCUGACGCUGUCCAUCUUACUUCAGGGUUAUUUAACUUUAUGAAUACAGUAUAACAUAUGUGGAGCUGUUUGAUGGUUUGUGUGUUGUGUAACUGGCUCCCAUCUUGAGAGAAGUUUGCUGUAUGUAAUGUACAUUGACGAUACCCUGCAGAAACGUUCAGGACUAAAUGAAAAGUAGAAGACGGAGAUUGCCAGGUUACACAACAGUGUUGCCUGUGUUCUGUAUGUGGCUACACACUGCCCACAGGUCUGUUAGGAUGUCUCAUAUGACUGUUGAGAUUACUGAGAUUGCAGAUUUGCAGCUGCAACACAAUCAGAUCAGAUGUUUCAAACAGAAAUCAUAUGGUUUGAACUAUAUUAUCCUUAGCAUGUACACCACAUGUUAUAGGCCAUAGCAUUGUUUGUGUAACGAAUAAAACUGCAAUGAAAAAAGACAUAAAACACAACAUGAAACACAAUACAAAAUUCCCAUAUUAAAUAUAACUGUCCACCUGAUAAACGUUCACUCCAACUCUCUAUUAUGUGUGUUCAAUACAGACUUGAGCUUUGACAUGCAGUAUGUAACUACAAUUGGCUUUUUUCACAGCGGACAUUUUGACUUGUUAAAGCUGGAAAAGCACAGGUGUUACAUUAACAUUAAUGAUGGCUCUGAUCCACUGACAUGUCCCCGUAUGCUACGACAGAGUGACAGCGAGGCAACAUGCACAAUAUCACAAUAUCAGGACCUUGAACGGAAGCAGCUGAAAGCAGCAGAUUUGUUAGAACAAAUUUGAAAAGAUCAGUUUAUGUUUUUUUUCAGAGCUCAUUCAUUUUCAGCAAAUAUGUUUUGUGAUUUAUAAUGGAAUAUUAAUGAAAGAACUGCCUCCAGUAAUAUAAUAUGGGGAUAAUGCAAGACCACUGCUGGAGCCGGGACUUGGUACUACUGCAUGCACUAUUAUGCAGAUUACAGUAAUAUAAGAAAUUCAUAAAGACAGUCUACUUCUGCAGUUGCCUGAUUAUGUAAACAGUUUGACUGCUGCUUAUUUUUAUGUAUGUCUCUAAUAACUGUUCAU
Messenger RNA from Lates calcarifer (barramundi perch), 2673 nucleotides. RefSeq names its product putative gonadotropin-releasing hormone II receptor. NCBI's taxonomy places the organism in Eukaryota, Metazoa, Chordata, Actinopteri, Centropomidae. The transcript is spliced from 3 exons. Gene Ontology annotation, biological process: G protein-coupled receptor signaling pathway. Gene Ontology annotation, molecular function: gonadotropin-releasing hormone receptor activity; peptide binding. The coding region runs from base 158 to 1423 and encodes 421 amino acids. Gene Ontology annotation, cellular component: membrane. The record is from RefSeq and is a predicted model, not a curated record.